Messenger RNA from Dipodomys spectabilis (banner-tailed kangaroo rat), 14279 nucleotides. It is a transcript of the gene Fat2, whose product is annotated as FAT atypical cadherin 2. Gene Ontology annotation, molecular function: calcium ion binding. The transcript is spliced from 23 exons. The coding region runs from base 1 to 13047 and encodes 4348 amino acids. The record is from RefSeq and is a predicted model, not a curated record. Gene Ontology annotation, biological process: homophilic cell-cell adhesion. Gene Ontology annotation, cellular component: plasma membrane; cell-cell junction. Lineage: Eukaryota; Metazoa; Chordata; Mammalia; Rodentia; Heteromyidae.
AUGACUGUUGUCUUGCUGGGUUUGGCUGUCUGGUCCAUCCAUUAUGUCAGCAGUGAACCACCCCCCGCAGAAGGCACCCCGUCCCUCCCCGCAUGGCGCUUCACGCAUUCGCUCUACAACGUCUCCAUCUACGAGAAUUCGGCUCCCAAGACCUACGUGGAAAGCCUGGUGAAGAUGGGCAUCUACCUGGCCGAUCCUCGGUGGACAGUGAAAUACCGGAUCAUCGCCGGGGACGCAUCGAAUGUGUUCAAGGCCGAAGAGCAUGUGGUGGGCAACUUCUGCUUUCUGAGAAUCCGGACCAAGAGUAGCAACACGGCCCUCCUGAACAGAGAGGUACGGGACACGUACGUGCUCAUCAUCCAGGCCUCCGAAAAGUCCUCAGAGAUGGAGGCCCUUACCAGUGUGGCCGUGCGCAUCCUGGAUCAGAACGACCUGAAGCCCCUCUUCUCCCCGCCUUCUUAUAGGGUCACCAUUGCAGAAGACGCACCCCUCAAGAGACCCAUUUGCCAAGUGACAGCCACCGAUGCCGAUCUGGGCAGGAACGCUGACUUCUAUUAUGCCUUCAACACCAGAUCAGACGUGUUUGCCAUCCACCCCACCAGUGGCGUGAUUACUGUGGCCGGCAAACUCAACGUCACCCAGAGAGGGAAACACGAACUCCAGGUCCUGGCUGUGGAUCGCAUGCGCAAGCUGACAGAGGGUAAUGGCUUUGGAAAUGUGGCUCCCCUGAUCAUCUACGUGGAACCCUCCUCCAGGAAGCCCCCGGCCAUCGCUUCCAUGGUGGUGACUUCGACAGAUGAGGAUGGCAGCUACGCCACAGUCACCGUGGAUGGCGUGGGGGCCGACGUGGAAUCUCUGGAAAUUGUCAGUGGUGACCCGGGUCAGCACUUCAAAACCAUCAAAUCCUAUGCACACGGCAACCAGUUCAACCUGGUGGCCACCAAGGACAUCGACUGGGUCGUGUAUCGCCACGGGUUCAAUCUCAGCCUCCAGGCCCGGAGUGUGAACAAACCUUUCCAUUCCCACAUCAAGGCCUUCCACCUCCCACCGGCCCCGCUGGACUCGCUUAGGUUCGAGAAGGCCAUGUACAGGGUUCAACUUCACGAGUCCUCUCCUCCUGGGAGUCGGGUAGCCCUGGUCAAAGUGACCCCGAUUGUCCCCACCCUUCAGUAUGUCCUAAAGCCAUCCCCUGAUAGCGCGGGCUUUAAACUUAACACCCGUACUGGGUUGAUCACCACUACCAAGGUCUUGGAUUUUCAAGAUGGUGCCCAAUACCAGUUGCAUAUCAGAACCUCGGUGGGCGUGGCUUCUACCACCGUGGUCAUCGACAUGGUGGAUGGUAAUAACCAUGCCCCCGUCUUCAGCAGGCCUUCCUAUGAGGGUGUAGUGGAGGAGAACCUGCCUCUUGACACCCCAGUUUUGACCGUCUCAGCCACUGAUCAAGAUCCUGGAGAGAAUGGCUGCUUCACCUAUUGCCUUGUGGGUCCCCAAGGGGUGCCAUUUACCAUCAAUCCUUUCUCAGGGGUCAUCUCCACCACCAAACCCAUGGAUUACGAGCUCAUGAAGAGAAUUUAUACCUUCCGUGUACGGGCGUCUGAUUGGGGGUCUCCAUUCCGCCAAGAGAAAGAAGUGUCGGUAUCCAUUCGGCUCAAGAACUUGAACGACAACCAGCCUAUGUUCGAAGAGGUCAACUGUACCGUGUCUCUGCGCCAAGACUCACCGGUGGGCAGGUCCGUGCUGACCAUGUCGGCCAUCGACGUGGAUGAGCUCCAGAACCUCAGAUAUGAGAUCAUGUCGGGCAACGAGCAGGGGUAUUUUGAUCUCCAUCAUUUCUCCGGGGUGAUCUCCCUCAGGCGUUCCUUUACGAAUCUCACUGGUGGCCAGCCCAUGAGCUAUUCCUUAAAGAUCACAGCCACCGAUGGCCAACACCACGCCACGCCCACCACGGUGAAUGUCACCGUGGUGCAGGAUCCCCGUUUGGAAGCCCCGGCCACCUGUGACAAAACGGGGGUCUUGACACAUUUCACCCAGACCAUCCUCCAUUCUGUGAGCCUCCAGGACCAGGAGUUCAGUGAUGAAGAAGUUGCUUCCCUGAGCACCUAUCAGAUCAAUGACCACGCCCCCCGCUUUGAGGACCACUUCCCUCAGACCAUUGAUGUCUCUGAGCAGGUUCCCACGGACACACCCUUGGCCCACCUGGCCGCCACCGACCCCGAUGAGGGCUUCCAUGGCAAACUGGUCUACGUGAUUGCAGAAGGCAACGAUGAAGGUCGCUUUGACCUUGAGCUGGAGACGGGGUGGCUGAGGGUAGCGGCCCCCCUGGAUUAUGAGGCCACCAGUUUCUACGUGCUCAACGUGACCGUGUUCGACCUGGGCACGCCUCAGAAGUCCUCCUGGAAGCUGCUGACGGUGACCGUGCAAGACUGGAAUGACAAUGCGCCUCAGUUUCCCCCGGGUGGGUACCAGCUCACCGUCUCGGAAGACACCGAUGUGGGAACCACCAUCGCAGAGCUGCAAGCCCAUGAUGCUGACUUGGAGGAAAAUGGCAGGGUUCGCUACACCCUGCUGAGUCCCACGGACAGAUUCUCCCUGCAUCCUCACACUGGGGUGCUGGUGGUCACGGGGCCCCUUGAUCGCGAAUCCGAACCCCGCUAUGUGCUCAAGGUAGAAGCCAGGGAUCAACCCAGGACGGGCCAUCAGCUCUACUCAGUUACAGAUUUGAUCAUCACCGUGGCCGAUACCAAUGACAAUGCCCCCCAGUGUGUCCCCGAGCCCAGCCGCCUGAGGGUCCCCGAGGACCUGCCCCCCGGGACUGUGUUGACUUUCCUGGAUGCCUUCGACCCCGAUCUCGGCCCCUCAGGGGACCUGCGUUAUGUCCUGUUGGAUGAUGUCCACGGAACCUUCCGGAUUGACCUGCUGACAGGGGUGUUGAGUCUGGAGAGAGAGUUGGACUUUGAGAAGCGGGCUGGGUACAAUCUGAGCCUGUGGGUUAGGGACAGUGGAAGGCCCCUGUCCCGCAGGACCCUCUGUCAUGUGGAAGUGACGGUCCUGGACGUGAAUGAGAAUCUCCACCCUCCUCGCUUCGUCUCCUUCGUGCACCAGGGCCAGGUGCGGGAGGAGAGCCCCCCGGGGAUGCCUGUAAUGCAGGUGACCGCCCAGGAUGAUGACGACGGCUCGGAUGGGGAGCUGCAGUACUUUCUGCGGGCUGGUACCGGCCUUGAUGCCUUUAGUAUCGACCGGGAUACAGGAAUGAUUCAGACGCUGGCGCCCCUGGAUCGAGAAUUCAUCCCCUCCUAUUGGCUGACAGUGCUGGCUGUGGACAGGGGCUCGGUACCCCUGUCUGCUGUCACUGAAGUCUACAUUGAGGUGACGGAUGUGAAUGACAACCCACCCCGGAUAUCCCAAGCCGUGUUCUACCCCUCUGUCCUGGAGGAUGCACCUCUGGGCACCUCUGUGUUGCAGCUGGAUGCCUUGGACCCGGAUUCCAGCUCACAGGGGAAGCUCACGUUCAACAUCACCGGGGGGAACCAUGGGGGAUUCUUCCUGAUCCAUCCAUCCACAGGUCUCCUAUCUACUGCCAGGCAGCUGGACAGAGAGAGCAAGGAUGAACACAUCCUAGAGGUGACUGUGCUGGACAAUGGAGAACCCCUCCUGAAGUCCACUUCCAGAGUGGUGGUGAGCAUCUUGGAUGUCAACGACAACCCGCCUGUGUUUUCCCACAAGCUCCUCAAUGUCCGCCUUCCAGAGAGGCUGAGCCCCGUGCCUCCUGGGCCUGUGUACAGGCUGGUGGCUUCAGACCCGGAUGAGGGUCUCAAUGGCAGAGUCACCUACAGUAUCGAAGAGAGCGAUGAGGAGGGCUUCAGAAUCGACCCAGGCAUCGGUGUGGUGUCAUCCAGCAGUACCUUUGCAGCUGGAGAAUAUAACAUCCUCACGAUCAAGGCAACCGACAGUGGGCAACCGCCACUCUCAACCAGCGUCCGGCUACAUAUUGAGUGGAUUCCUCAGCCUCGGCCAUCCUCCGUACCCCUCAUCUUUGAUGAACCCCAGUACAGCUUCACGGUCAUGGAGACAGACCCCGUAAACCAUAUGCUAGGGGUCAUCAGUGUAGAAGGCCGGCCUGGCCUCUUCUGGUUCAACAUCUCAGAUGGUGACAAAGACAUGGACUUUGACAUCGAGAAGACCACAGGCAGCAUCGUCAUCGCCAGACCUCUGGACACAAGGAGAAGAUCCCGCUAUAACUUGACAGUGGAGGUGACCGAUGGAUUCCACACCAUUGCCACUCAGGUCUACAUCUUCAUGAUCGCCAACGUGAACCGUCACCGGCCGCAGUUUCGGAAGCCGCAUUAUGAGGUCCGGGUCCCUCAGGACACCCGGGCUGGGGUGGAGCUCCUGCGAGUCCAAGCUACGGAUGAAGACAAGGGCAAGGGUCUCAUCUACACCAUCCAGGGCAGCCAAGACCCAGGAAGCACUGGCCUCUUCCAGCUGGACCCCAACAGCGGUGCUUUAGUGACAGUGGGGAAAUUGGAUCUGGGCUCAGGACCUUCCCAGCACACGCUGACCGUUAUGGUUCGCGAUCAAGAGAUGCCCAUCAAGAGGAACUUUGUGUGGGUGACGAUUCACGUGGAAGAUGGGAACCUCCACAAGCCCAAGUUCAUCCAGCCUCAUUAUGAAGCCAGGGUCCCCGACACAACAGUCCCAGGCACAGAGCUGCUCCAGGUCCGAGCCGUGGAUGCUGACCGGGGAGCCAAUGCGGAGAUCCAUUACUCCCUCCUGAAAGGCAACAGUGAGGAUUUCUUCAACAUCGAUUCCCUCCUAGGUAUCAUCACAGCAGCCCAGAAACUCAAUCAGACAAAUCACGGCCGGUAUACCUUGACCGUGAAGGCCGAAGAUCAAGGUUCCCCACAGAAGCAAGACCUGGCUACGGUGAUCAUUCAUGUCUACCCCUCAGACAGUAGCGCUCCUAUCUUUUCACAACCUGAGUACUUCAUCGAGAUCCCCGAAUCCAUCCCUCAUGGCUCACCGAUCCUCCUGGUAUCUGCUACCAGUCCCACAGAAGUGACCUAUGAAUUGAGAGAAGGAAAUAAGGAUAGCGUGUUCUCCCUGAAUUCCUAUUCUGGCCUCCUUUCCACCCAGAAGACCUUCGAUCAUGAGAAAAUCUCAUCUUACCAACUGAAGAUCCGGGGCAGCAAUAUGGCAGGUACUUACACCGAUGUCGUGGUCCUGGUUUACAUCAUCGACGACAACGACAAUGCACCUGCGUUCUUCAAGUCCACGUUUGUGGGUUCCGUCAGUGAAGCAGCUCCAUUGCACAGUCUGAUUGUGGAUGAGAAAAACCAGCCAUUCGUCAUCCGUGCCUCCGAUUUGGACAAAGAAGCCAACUCCUUGUUGGUGUAUCAAAUCUUACAACCAGAAGCCCUAAAGUUUUUCACAAUAGACCCCAGUAUGGGGACACUCACCAUGGCAUCAGAGAUCGAUUAUGAGGCCACACCCUCUCUCCAGUUCAACGUCUACGUGCACGACCAAGGGAAUCCCCUCUUGUUUGCACCCAGGCCUGCCAAGGUCAUCGUCAAGGUCAGAGACGUGAAUGAUUCUCCCCCAAGGUUCUCAGAGCAGAUUUAUGAAGUUACACUCACGGGACCCACCCACCCAGGGAUGGAGCUUCUUGUGGUUCGAGCCAGUGAUGAGGACUCAGAAAUCCACUACAGCAUCAAAACUGGUAACACAGAUGAAGCCGUGGCCCUUCACCCCCUCAGCGGUCGCCUCUCUGUGCUGAAUCCCGCCCUCCUGGGGGCCCCGAGGAAGCUCUUCAUCCGGGCCUCUGAUGGUGUGUAUCAAGACACAGCAUUGGUCAAGAUUUCUCUGGCCCACAACCCUGACAACAGUUUGCGCUUCGAUCGGGAGGUUUAUGGCGCAAGCGUGGAUGAGAAUAGCCAGGAGCGGAAAGCCUUGGUGAUUCUCCGUGUCCAGGGCCACCGUGUGAAUGACACCCUUUCCUUCUUCCUCCUGAAUGGUACGGAUUGCUUUCGCAUGGUCAGGUCAGCAGGGGUGCUGCAAACGAGAGGUGUGGCCUUGGAUCGGGAACGGCAGGACACUCACGUGGUGGCGGUGGAAGUGAGGGACAAUCGUGUCCCUCCCAGGGUGGCUCAGGCAUUGGUCAGGGUCUCCGUGGAGGAUGUUAAUGACAGUCCCCCUGUGUUUCAGCAUCUGCCCUAUUACACAACCAUCCAAGAUGGCACGGAGCCAGGAGACGUCCUGUUUCAGGUAUCGGCCACGGAUGAAGACUUGGGAGCCAAUGGGACGGUCACGUUUGCCUUUGCCGAAGAGUAUACCUAUUUCCGAAUUGACCCUUACGUGGGAGACAUUACCCUGAAGAAACCUUUUGAUUACCAAGCUUUAAAUAAGUAUCGCCUCAAAGUGAUCGCGCGGGAUGGAGGAACCCCCGCUUUGCAGACGGAGGAAGAAGUCCUGGUGAUCGUGAGAAAUAAAUCCAAUCCACUCUUUCAGAGUCCUUACUACAAAGUCAGAGUUCCCGAGAACAUCACACUCUACACGCCCAUCCUUCAUACCCAAGCGCGGAGCCCGGAAGGCCUCAGACUGAUCUACAAUAUCGUAGAGGAAGAACCCCUGAUGCUCUUUACAACUGACUUCAAGACCGGCGUCCUCACCGUGACAGGACCUUUAGAUUAUGAAUCUCGGAGAAAGCACGUGUUCACGGUCCGUGCCACGGAUACGGCGCUGGGCUCCUUUUCUGAAGCCAUAGUGGAAGUCUUGGUGGGCGAUGUGAAUGACAAUCCUCCCACGUUUCCCCAGUUGGUCUACACCGCUUCGAUUUCCGAAGGUCUCCCUGCUCAUACCCCUGUGAUCCAACUGUUAGCUUCUGAUCAAGACUCUGGGCAGAACAGUGAUAUCUCCUAUCAGAUCCUGGAGGAUGGAUCGGGGGUCUCUGAUGUUUUCCAGAUCAAUGGGAGUACCGGGGAGAUGUUCACUGCUCAGGAAUUGGAUUAUGAAGUCCAGCAAUAUUUUCACGUGAAGGUCAGGGCUGUGGACAGGGGCGAUCCUCCUCUCACUGGAGAAACCCUUGUGAUUGUGAACGUGUCUGAUGUCAAUGACAACGCCCCUGAGUUCCAGCAGCCUCAGUACGAAGCCACUGUCAGUGAGCUAGCGACCUGUGGCCACUUGGUUCUUAAAGUCCAGGCUCUCGAUCCUGACCUGGGAGAUACUUCCCGCCUAGAGUACCUGAUUCUUUCUGGCAAUCAAGACCGACACUUCUCCAUUAACAGCUCCUCGGGGGUCAUUUCUAUGUUCAAUCUUUGCAAGAAACAAUUGGGAUCUUCUUAUCAUUUGAGGGUAGGUGCUUCUGAUGGGGUCUUCCGGGCUGCCGUCCCUGUGUAUAUAAACACUACCAAUGCCAACAAAUACAGCCCAGAGUUCCAGCAGCACAUUUACGAGGCAGAAUUAGCCGAGAACGCCAAAGUGGGAACAAAGGUGAUCGAGUUAUUGGCGAUCGACAAGGACAGCGGUCCCUACGGCACAGUAGAUUACACAAUAAUCAAUAAACUGGCAGGGGAGAAGUUCACCAUCAACCCCAGCGGCCAGAUCACCACACUGCAGGAAUUAGAUCGAGAAAAUUCCACCGAAAGAGUGGUCGCCAUCAAAGUCAUGGCGAGGGACGGAGGGGGGAAAGUGGCCUUCUGUACUGUGAAGAUCAUUGUCACUGAUGAAAAUGACAACCCCCCACAGUUCAAGGCCUCUGGGUACACUGUAUCCAUCCCGUCCAAUGUCAGCCGGGGUUCUCCGGUCAUCCAGGUGUUGGCUUACGAUGCCGAUGAAGGCCGGAAUGCCGAUGUGACCUACUCCGUUGACUCCCCGGAAGUCCUGGUUGGAGAGAUCGUCACCAUCAACCCAAGCACUGGAGUGGUUAAGGUGAAAGAGAGCCUGGUAGGAUUGGAAAACAGGGCUGUUGACUUCCAGAUCAAAGCCCAGGAUGGGGGUCCUCCUCACUGGGAAUCUUUGGUGCCCAUCCGACUUCAGGUUGUUCCUAAUGAAGUCUCUUUACCCAAAUUCUCGGAACCUUUGUAUACUUUCUCUGCAGCCGAAGACCUCCCAGAAGGGUCUGAAAUUGGGUUUGUUAAAGCUGUGGCCGGUCAAGAUCCAAUCAUCUAUAGUCUAGUGGAAGGUACCACACCCGAGAGUAACAAAGAUGGGGUUUUCUCCUUGGAUCAAGACACCGGGGUCUUGAAAGUGAGGAAACCCAUUGACCAUGAGUCCACCAAAUGGUACCAGAUCGAUCUGAUGGCUCACUGCCCCCAUGAGGACACCGACUUGGUGUCUUUGGUCUCUGUCAACAUCCAAGUGGAAGAUGUCAACGACAACAGGCCUAUAUUUGAGGCGGAUCCCUACAAGGCUUUCCUCACUGAGAAUAUGCCCGGAGGGACCACGGUCAUCCAAGUGACAGCUAAUGACCAGGACACUGGCAGUGAUGGCCAAGUGAGUUAUAGGCUUUUGGCAGAGUCUGGUAGUCAGAUCCACGAGCUGUUUGCCAUUGAUAGUGACAGUGGUUGGAUCACCACGCUCCAAGAACUUGACUGUGAGGCCCAACAGACUUAUCACUUUUACGUAGUCGCCUCUGAUCAUGGACGGACCAUCCAGUUAUCCUCCCAAGCCCUGGUUGAGGUCUUCAUCACCGAUGAAAAUGACAACGCUCCUCGAUUUGCUUUAGAAGACUACAGAGGCUCGGUGGUGGAGAACGGUGAGCCAGGAGAACUGGUAGCAACCUUAAAGACUUUGGAUGCUGACAUCUCUGAGCAGAACAGACAGGUCACCUGCUACAUCACAGAGGGGGAUCCCCUGGGCCAGUUCAGCAUCCAUCAAGAUGGCGACGAAUGGAAGAUCUCCUCCAAAGAAACCCUGGAUCGUGAGCACACGGCCAAGUACUUGCUCAGAAUCACAGCGUCUGAUGGCAAAUUCCAGACUUCGGUUCCUGUGGAAGUCUUUGUCCUGGACAUCAAUGAUAACAGUCCACAGUGCUCCCAGCUUGUCUACACUGGCAAGGUCCGUGAAGAUGUCUCUCCAGGACAUUCCAUUUUGAAAGUUUCUGCCACGGACUUGGAUGCAGACGCCAAUGCCCAGAUCACAUAUAGUCUGCAUGGCCCUGGGGCGAGCGAAUUCAAGCUAGACCCUCACACAGGGAUGCUGACCACAUUCACGGCGCUCGAUCGCGAGCAAAAGGAUGUGUAUUACCUCUUUGCCAAGGCCACAGAUGGAGGCGGCCGAUCGUGCCAGGCAGAUGUGACCUUACACGUGGAAGACGUCAAUGACAACGCCCCUCGGUUCUUCCCCAGCCACUGUGCCGUGGUUGUCUUCGAUAACACCACGGUGAAGACCCCUGUGGCUGUGGUAUUUGCCAGGGACCCUGACCAAGGCGCCAACGCGCAGGUGGUCUACUCCCUGCCGGAUUCUGCCGACGGCCAGUUCUCCAUCGACGCGGCCACGGGCGUGAUCCGGCUGGAGAAGCCGCUGCAGGGCCCGGCCCGGGCGGCGCUGGAGCUCACGGUGCGCGCCUCGGACCUGGGCAGCCCGGUGCCGCUGUCGGCGCUGGGCACGGUGGCCGUCGCGGUGGUGGGGCUGGAGGACUACCUGCCGGCGUUCCUGAGCCCGGAGCACAGCGUGCGCGUGCGCGAGGACGCCGCGCCCGGCACGCCGCUGCUGCCGCUGGCCGCGCUCGCGCGCCCCGGGGCCGGGCACGCGGGCUUCCGCCUCCUCAGCGGGAACGAGCAGGGCCGGUUCCGCCUGGAUGCCGGCACAGGGAUCCUGUAUGUCAACCAGAGCCUGGACUUUGAGACAAGCCCCAAGCACUUCCUGUCCAUCGAGUGCAGCCGCCAGGGCUCCUCAUCUCUCAGUGAUGUGGCCACCAUUGUGGUCAACAUCACAGAUGUGAACGAGCACCGUCCCAGAUUCUCCCAGGAGCGCUACAGUGCCAGUGUGCCAGAGAACGCCUUCGUGGGCAACGUCAUCCUCACAGUGUCAGCAACUGAUGAGGAUGGACCCCUAAACAGUGCUAUUACCUAUAGCCUCGUAGGAGGGAAUCAGCUCCAGCACUUCACCAUCCACCCCAAGAAGGGGGAGCUGCAGGUGGCUAAAGCCCUGGACUGGGAGCAGACGUCCAGCUACUCCCUGAGACUCCGGGCCACAGACAACGGGCAGCCCCCACAGCACGAGGAUGUCGAGGUGGACGUCCACGUGGCUGAUGUGAAUGACAAUCCCCCAAGAUUCUUCCAGCUCAACUACAGCACCACGGUCCAGGAGAACUCCCCUGUUGGAAGUAAAGUCUUACAGCUGAUCGUGAGUGACCCGGACUCCCCAGAGAAUGGCCCGCCCUACUCCUUCCGGAUCACGCAGGGGAACGUGGCUUCCACCUUCCGAGUGACCCCAGAUGGGUGGCUGGUGACCACCGGCGCCCUGAGCAGGAAGGCCCAGGAGCGGUAUCAGCUUCAGGUCGAGGCCUCAGACAGUGGCAUUCCUCCCCUGUCCUCUGUAACGUGGGUCCACGUCCACGUCACAGAGCCCAGCCACUACCCCCCCUCCGCCCUCCCACUGGAGAUUUUCAUCACCACCGGGGAGAGGGGGUUCCACGGUGGCGUGCUGGGGAAGAUCCACGCCACGGACCGAGAUCCUCAGGACACGCUGACCUACAGCCUAGCAGGCGAGGAGACUCUGGGCACCGGCUUCUCCGUGGGGUCCACGGAUGGCAAGAUUCUCGCCACCCAGGAACUGCCCCGUGGCCGCUACUCCUUCAACGUCACGGUCAGUGACGGCACCUUUGCCACCACCGCUGGGGUCCACGUCCACGUGUGGCACGCGGGGCGCGAGGCCCUGCGCCAGGCCCUCUGGGUGAGUUUCCAGCAGCUCACCCCGGAGGAGCUGGUGAGCGAUCACUGGAGAAACCUCCAGCGUUUCCUCAGACACAAGCUAGACAUCAAACGUGCCAACAUCCACCUGGCCAGCCUGCAACCUGCCCAGGCCGGGCCUGGCGUGGAUCUGCUCCUGGUCUUUGAGGAGCCUUCUAGAACAUUCCACCACCUGCAAGAAUGGGCGUCCGGCUUGGUUCACUCGGCCAAGGAGAUGGAACAGUCGGUGGGGAUUCAGAUAAGGUCGGCCCUGCCCGUGGGGCCUUGCCAGGGACCGAGCUGCCAGGAUCCGUCAUGCCAAAUGAUGGUGCACUUGGACCCCAAUGUGGGGCCCCCCUAUAGCACAGCCAGGCUCAGCAUCCUCACGCCGCGACACCGUCUGGAGAGAAGCUGCUCCUGUAAUGGCACCGCAGCCAGGUUCAAUGGUCAGAGCUACGUGCGGUACCGGGCGCAGGCUGGGACCUGGCGCAUCCAUUUCCACAUGCAAACACGCCAGCCUCAGGCCAUUCUCCUGGUCUCUAAUGACUCGGCAUCCAUUUCCUUGAAGCUGGCCAGGGGUGUGCCCCAGCUGGAAUACCGCUGUCCAGGUGGUUUCUAUGGCAACCUUUCCUCCAGGAUCCCGGUGGAUGAUGGGGAGUGGCAUUCCCUGGGGCUGGAGUUGACGGACGCUUGGGUUCGCCUGCUGACCGACAGCUCGGGCAAAGCCUCACUCAUCAUCCCGGAGAACUGCCGAGGCCUGGGGCCGGAGGAGAGACUCCUGAUCCUGGGUGGCGGCCCUGUGCCUUCCCACACGUCCCCCAAUGUCACCCAGGGUUUCCAAGGCUGCCUGGAUGGCCUGGUGGUCAACGGCAAGGGGCUGGAGCUUGUGGGUCAUGCAGAGAGGACGGCAGGCGUGCUGGAGAGAGAGGCCCUCAGCCCGUGCUGCCCACGCAGUGACGCCUGCAGCCCAGACCCCUGCCUCAACGGGGGGACGUGCUCGCAGGUCCCCGGGACAGGCUACGUCUGCAGCUGUGCCCCACCAUUCUCCGGGCGGCACUGUGAACUACAGAGAGAGAAUUGCACUUCCGUGCCGUGCCUGGAAGGGGGGACUUGCAUGUCCUCCCCGGAAGGAACUUCCUGUAACUGCCCUCACCCCUACACAGGGGACAGGUGUGAAAUGGAGGCCAGGGGUUGCUCAGAAGGACAUUGCUUAAUCACACCCGAGAUCACGCGGGGGGACUGGGGACAGCAGGAGUUACUGAUCGUUAUCGUGGCCAUCUUGGUCAUGGUGGUGAGCACGGCUGGCUUUCUCUUCUACUGUCGCCGCUGCAAGUCUCACAAGCCAGUGACGAUGGAGGAUCCCGAUCUCCUCGCGCGGAGCAUCGGGGUAGACACCCAAGCCCUGCCAGCCAUUGAGCUCGACCCUCUGACCACCAGCUCCUGCACCAACUUGAACCAACCGGAGCCCAGCAAGACUUCCAUUCCCAGUGAACUCGUCACUUUCGGGCCAAACUCUAAGCAGCAACCAGUGGUCUGCAGCGUGCCGCCCAGGCUCCCGACAUCCACUGCGGUCCCUCCACAUCCGGACCACAAGUGCAUCAUGAAGAGGACCUGGUCAGGAGAGGAGAUGGUGUAUCCCAGCAGAGUUGCGGUCUGGCCCCCCACUUACUCCAGGAGCGAUCGCUGGCAGUACGCUCACUCCGAAGUGGCUCAGGAUCCUCAGCCACCUUCCCCCCAUCAUCGUGCAGCCAUGAUCCCAGAGCCCGCUGGUCUCUACGGGGGGUUCCCCUUCCCCCUGGAACUGGAAAACAAGAGGGCACCCCUCCCACCCCGUUACAGCAACCAGAACCUGGAAGACCUGAUGCCCCCGCCCCCCGCAGCCCCCGGCCCCCGUGAACCUCUGCUGCCGCCUUCUCUCAAUGAGUACACGGCCAUCAGCUACUACCAUUCGCUCCGGCAGGGAGGGGGCGGGCCCUGCCUGGCAGAGGGCGGCUACAAGGGGGUGAGCAUGCGGCUCAGCAGGGCCGGACCCUCGUACGCUGACUGUGAGGUAGAAGGGGGACCUCCUGUGGGUCGGGGCCAGCCCCGAGCCCCCCCCAAUUAUGAAGGUUCAGACAUGGUGGAGAGUGAUUACGGGAGCUGUGAAGAAGUGAUGUUCUAGCUUCAUGUUCUCAGAGGAAGAGGAGCCGGAGGUCCUUCCCCCCAUCUUCUAGUCUCCUAGGGAGCCAGUGGAGUGUGGCUGGAGAAAGGACCCCACCACUUGAAAUUUUUCCUUCCAGUCUCUGAGGAUGGAAGGAAGCCGAGGAUGGAGUUUAAAAAAAAAAAAAAAGCGCUAGGGUUCAGAGAAGAAGGGAUGCUCUCGGAGCUGGUUUCCUAGGACACCAGCCAUCGCUGCCUCCCAGGAUGGACAAGAAGGGAUGGGCUGGAUGCUGACCCUGGCACCUCGUUGCCCGGACGACAGGGCCAGUUUGGCUGGGUUGAUGUUCAUUCCCCUGCUCCACCCCGGGGUCCACCUAGCGGCCGAGUGGGGAACAGCAGGUAAAGCCACCUGCACAUGGGUUCUUCUGCGCACGUUCAUCCACUGUCUGCCUAUGUCUGUGGGUGCCAGGCACUGGGCUAGGUGCCCCUCUCCCUCCCCCCGGAAGCAUCUCUGGGGCCCCAGUCUCCCCGAAGUGCCACUCCUUAUAUAGCCCAAACAGCAGAGGGAUUUCCUUUGUUUCUUUUCAUCUCUGGUCCAGCCUGGGUCUGCCAAGAGCACCCCCAAACUUUGCUCUUGUGAAGAAUUCAAAACUUCGUGGAACUCUUGGGUUCUUUACCCCCAAGUUUCUCAGGCACUUUUUUUUUUGGGGGGGGGGUGAGGGCCUGAAGGCGGGAAGGACAUAAGUACUUCAUUUAAAUUUCAGCCUUGCUGUCUGGAUGAAAGAAAAAGACAUUUCCUCUUUAGACACAAGCAACUUGGAACCGCUGUUUGCAGGGAGCCAAGGGCUGGACCCUUUGCCAGUUCCCGCCCAUUCCUGCCUGUUCCCGCCCCUUCCUCUCAGAUGCCUGCCAAUCAAGUGUUGCCCUCCCUGACUCCGCCCUAUGCAUGGAGGGUCACUGUGGGCUAGGGUCCACAGGUGUGAGCAACCAUGGACAUGGUGUGUGUGUGAGACACACGUGUGGGGGGGUGUGCAGUUGGGGUGGCAGAGAAGCCAGCGAGGCCUGUGGUGGCCUCAGUGCCCUGUCCUCUGCCAGUCCCUCUCUGGUCCACUGCCUUUUCAUAAGUGUGGGGUUUGUUGGUUUUGUUUUGGAGACAAAAGUCAAAAUAGAAGAGCCACUGCCCAGCGACCUGCAUGGGGCUGCUAUCCCUAGCCAGAGGGAACUGCAUGGGGGAGAAUGGAUUGAGAGAGUGCG